Messenger RNA from Fomitiporia mediterranea MF3/22, 2286 nucleotides. RefSeq lists its product as uncharacterized. Bases 1 to 2286 code for a protein of 761 amino acids. NCBI's taxonomy places the organism in Eukaryota, Fungi, Basidiomycota, Agaricomycetes, Hymenochaetales, Hymenochaetaceae. Gene Ontology annotation, molecular function: beta-glucosidase activity. The transcript has 31 exons. The record is from RefSeq and is a predicted model, not a curated record. Gene Ontology annotation, biological process: glucan catabolic process.
AUGAGAGCUGCCACUCUUUUAUCCCUUGUCUCCUGCAUACCGUUCGUUUAUACACAAGGUUCUUCAUCAGGAGUUUCCUCAACGGCAUCCACUGCAAUCGCGCAACCAACUGCGAACAUUUCCCCCGACUGGCUUGCAGCCAUCUCCAAGGCGAAGAAUGCUGUCAAGAAUCUGACACUCUCGGACAAAGUCAACCUUGGGACUGGUCAUUUCUUAGAAGUGCAUAUAGGUCCGUGCAUUGGAAACACGCCGGCUAUCUCGAAGAUAGAUUAUCCGGGACUUUGCCUCGAGGACUCUCCACUUGGUGUGCGCUCUACGGACAAGGUAUCUGCAUUUCCAGCAGGAAUAAAUGCAGCAGCAACCUUCAAUAGAGACCUAAUAUACAAGCGUGGUGCAGCAAUUGGAGCGGAGCAUAAGGGCAAAGGUGUCAAUGUUGCUCUUGGACCAAUGAUGAACAUCAUGCGUGCACCUGCUGCGGGAAGGAACUGGGAAGGCUUCGGAGGAGAUCCUUAUCUUUCCGGUGAAGCUGCUUAUGAAACAAUCCGAGGCACCCAAUCUAUCGGCGUACAAGCUUGUGCGAAGCACUUUAUUAACAACGAACAAGAGCAUUCUCGAGAACAGGCUUCUUCCAAUGUUGACGACAGAACGCAACAUGAGAUUUAUGGACUUCCGUUCCUUCGAAGUGUACAAGCUGGUGUAGCAUCAUUCAUGUGUAGCUACAGUAAGAUUAAUGGUACAUACGCAUGCGAGAAUGACAAAAUGCUCAAUGGUGUCUUGAAAGGCGAAUUUGGUUUCCCUGGAUAUGUUAUGUCAGACUGGUUAGCGACCCAUUCGACUUUAUCUGUAAAUGCAGGUUUGGACAUGACUAUGCCGGGAGAUAUCAUCCCGGUCUUGGGAGGAAGUUAUUUCGGCCUUGCGUUAGAAAUUGCCGUUCAGUUGGGUCAAGUAUCGGAAGAACGAAUCGAUGAUCUUGCAACCCGUGUCCUUGCAGGAUGGUACUUACUUGGCCAAGAUUCGCCUGACUAUCCUGCGGUUAACUUCAAUGCAUGGAUUCGCUUCCUUGGACAAGAAAUAGACGUCCAAGAUGGGCAUGGAAGUCUCAUUCGUGAGAUUGGGGGUGCUUCCACUGUCUUGCUGAAGAAUAAUGGGAAAGUACUGCCUUUGCAUUCACCUUCCACCAUUGCGGUUAUUGGAAGCGGUGCAGGUAAUUCCUCUAAAGGGCCUAACGGUUACAGCGACCGAGGUGGAAAUGAUGGAGUACUGGCAAUGGGCUGGGGCAGCGGGACCUGCGAUUUCCCGUAUCUCGUGGCGCCCCUGGAUGCAAUCACUGGUCGUGCUUCAGCGGACGGAACAACGAUUUCCUCGUCUUUAUCUGAUACCGAUACAGAUAAGGCGAAAAGUGUGGCGUCGGGAAAGGACGUCGCAUUCGUCUUCAUUACCGCAGACAGUGGAGAGGCCUAUAUCACUGUCGAAGGAAAUGAGGGAGAUCGGAAUGAUUUAUUCGCUUGGCAUGAAGGAGACGCUCUAGUCCAAGCAGUCUCUUCCGUCAACAACAACACCAUUGUUGUCGUCAAUAGUGUUGGUCCGAUUAUCACAGAGGCCUGGGUUACCAACGAGAAUGUUACUGCCAUAGUAUGGGCUGGACUUCCUGGGCAAGAAGCAGGCAAUGCUCUUGUAGAUGUUCUUUAUGGAGCAGUAAACCCGAGCGGCAGACUUCCAUACACUAUUGCAAAGAAUGCUAGUGACUACUCUGCUCAAGUGAUCUACAAGGACAACACCGAAAUUCAAAUCGACUACUCGGAAGGCAUAUUCGUUGACUAUCGGCAUUUUGAUCAGGCUGGCAUUGAGCCUCGCUUUGAGUUUGGUUACGGGCUAUCGUAUACGACUUUUGACUACUCGAACCUGAAGAUUAGUGGAUCUACUGCCGGUGGAAGUCGACAGCCCAAUGGCAAUGGUCAGUCUCUAGAUCCCUGGCUACAUGAGAAGGUGAUCAACGUAUCAUUCGCCAUUAAGAACAAUGGUAGCGUGGACGGUACAGAGGUAAUACCCCAACUGUACACCUCACCACCAGCCUCAGCCAAGUCUGCACCAAUGAACCUAAAGGGAUUUGACAACGUUCAGCUUGCUGCAGGUGAAUCGAAGACAAUUACAUUGCAACUUUCCCGCUUCGAUCUGUCCGUGUGGAAUGUCGAAACGCAGCGUUAUGAGCUACACGAAGGCGAAACGGGCAUUUCAGUGGGGGCGAGCAGCAGGGACAUCCGGCUGCGCGGCUCUAUCAAUGUUUGA